Molecule: messenger RNA, 3841 nt
Organism: Bursaphelenchus okinawaensis
Lineage: Eukaryota; Metazoa; Nematoda; Chromadorea; Rhabditida; Aphelenchoididae
Source: the annotation of a GenBank genome assembly
AUGUUUGUAAGUAAGAAGUAAUUUUUUUGUUUUUAAUAUUAAAAUAGAAACACGCGUUGUAGUCCAAUGUUUUGUACUAUACAUGUAUGUUAUCUUCUUUUAGGUAUGUCUUGGAGUCUUAGGCAGCACUUUGCAUACUAUACGUAAGUUUCGAUUAAAAAGUUAUAAAAUUUUAUUAUACAGGAGUGUCGUUAUAAAGGAUUGUUAUACGGGAGUUCCACUAUAUACAUAUUUAUUUUUUUAGACGUGCCAAAUACGAGACGAGCUUUUUUGGUUAUUCCUUUACAAGUUGGUUUGACGUUUGGUGCUUUCUUGGUAAGAUCUUAGUAGUAAUUUAGACGUGACUGGGAAGAUAGUUUUUGAACCUUCCUCCCUCUCCUCCCAUUAUCCAGACUUAAAUCCCUCUCAUUAUCCGUUAGCUUUACCCUUUUGCUGGUUUAUUGUAUAACAUCAGUAAAAGACAGUUUUCAGCUUUAUUUACUUUUGCGCAAAACAUUGUUAUCUACAUAUGAAAGAAUUCGAUUUGCCAACCUUUCAAAACAAUAUCAGGUAAUACAAAGUUAAAAAAUUUUUGAUAAGAGCUUAGACCUGAAAGGGGCCAGUUAGGCGGAUCGCACUGAAAAGGCUUAUAGGAACUACAAAUCAAUGUAAUAAAUUUUAGCUACAACAAAAUAUUUGGCUUAUGCAACGCCUAAACAAAUGCUUUAUAGUUCAAUCGAUUAUUUUUACAAUAACUGAAACCUGCUUGCUUAUUAGUUUAGCGGGUGAUCAGCAACCCUUAUCAAUUUUGGGGAUUUACAAUUUUUAUUUGUUAAGCACAGCAGUUUAUUUCUUGACCCAAUCUAUAUGCUGCUUUGUGCUUGAUCGGCACACAAGACUAAAAUUUGCGAAACGUGAAAUGGUACCUAAAAACAUGUUUGGCGAAGAAGUAAUUGUGCCAAAUAAUACGGAAAAGAAUUUUCAAAUCCUUCAGGAUAUGUGGAAUGGCGCUAUUAAACAGUGACGUAACGUUUUUUUGGCUUACAACUUAAAUAAAUUUGUUGCAAUAAUCCGUGAAACAUUUUACGCAAACGUUUUACGCAGUGAAAAUUCCUUGUAGGUAUAUGGUUAUGACUUGGAUUUACAUUCUUCAACCGACAGAUUAGGUUAGCUGAUAAUUUGAUACCGUAAAUCGUAACGUAAUAUGCUGAUCGGAGCUAUUCACAUCCGCGCAACAGUUAAAUAUAGAAAUAUUGCUGUACUAAAGCUUAUAAAACAGUGGAACACUUGUAUAACGAAUCUCUUAAACACUAUUGUUAAUAGGAAAAAAUUUCGAUUCAAUCUAUAAUUUUAUCUGAUGUUAAAAAAAGAUGCGUUGUGAAAGAAGUCUGAACAAACUUAAAAUUAUUUAUUUCAAAAUGACGCUUUUUGAGUACUUUGGAAGACGUCAAUUAGCUGUUCGUUGGUUUCAACAAGGUUUGUCCUAGUUGAGACCAAUGAACGACCGUUAAUUUUAACAUAUAUAUUGAAUUACGAAAUUAUAAUUUAAUUUUUUAAUAUUUAAAUUUUUAUUUAUUGCGCUACAUGCAGUAAAUAAAAACGUAAAUUGUACUCUUUUUGCAGCCGUCACUGACGCAAAACCCUAAUUCUAGCUCUAGCUCUAAGUCUAUAUUUUGUCUUAGCUCUAGCCUGAGCCCUAGCUUUAGCUCUAGUUCUAAACUCUUUUCAAAAAAUUCAGAUUAAGCGUUCGGUAGAACAAAACGCCACGUUCAACAAGACCCCAUAUAAAUGAAGUUUAACUUACUUGGCUUUAGUAUUGGUUUGAAUGGCUAGCUAACUGUGAGCUGUUAUUUGCCGAAAAAUUCUGGGUUAAUGAAAAAUAUACACAGACCAAGAAACCGGUUAAUUUUGUAAAGUACCCUUGAAGUACAAAGAAAUAUUGUAGGUAAUGAUGAUAUUUCCGCGGAAAAAUAUUUUCUAAGUAAGGAUAAUAUGAUACUUUGUAAGUAAGGAUAAUAUGUUACGGCAAAAAAUAUAGAAAAAGCCAUUGUGUUGGGAAGUGCAGUAUUGCAAGUACAGCCAACAAUUUUUAAUUUUAAUAUUCAUGUGUAAAAUCUAUGAGAUUGGGCGCACAAGCACAAUAAUUACUACGUAUGAAAGUCAUUUACAACAGGGUUAUUAAUUAUUUUACAUACGUGGUGGACUUACAUUGACUUUUCUGUUUGUUAUUAAGGUGCUAGUUUGUGCAUUUAAACAACAAUUUACUAAGCUACAUUACUACGUUAUACUACACUGAACUAUUGUACUAAUAAGACGGAACUCUUGUAUAACACUCUUCUGUAACGAUCUUCUGUAUAACGAACUCCUGUAUAACAAACUCUUCUAUUACGAACUACUGUAUAACAAACUCUUGUAUAACGUAUCCUUUUAUAAUUAAAAAUGUCAUCUUCUGUAACUUCAAUGGGAAUUGAUAUAAAAACCGACACAACGUUAAUAUGGACACUGAACGUACUAGAACUUUUUGUACUAACGUUAUCAUCAAUAUGCUUCACAACCAGCACUUUAUUAAACCUCUGCCACCUGAAAUCCUACACGAACGCUAACAUAUUAUUCAUCAUGAACAACAUAAUCGGCAUAUCUUACUGCUUUUCACGGAUAUUAUUGUUCUUUAAUACCAACAUUUUUAUUGGAUGGUAUGGUGAGACGUUGGAAAUGGUUCUAAAGCUAAUUCGCUUGUUCGGUUUAACCUGGGGGUUUUGGUUCUUGCUACUAUUGUGUGUAGAUCAAUAUGUUACGUCUGUCAUGGCUGUACGAGAAACAUCCAGAGAAAUGCGAAUAAUUGUCAAGUGUGGAUUGUACUUGGCAUUUGUAAGGCUUUUAGGCUAAUUUUUGACGCUUUUUUUGUUAGAGACUAACUUGAAAUUGCCUGAUGACUAACAUUUUGCCAGUCCGUUUUGUAGUCUCUUAAGUUUACAAUAGUGUUUCAAUAUAAAGAAGUCCUACUGUGCAAUAACAUAUAAAAACUAUUAAUAAAAAUUUUUUUAGGUUAUAUUAAGCGCGAUAGUAUGUUCAAGUCAUUAUAUCAGUAAGUUCAUACUCUUUUUAGUGUUUUGUACAAAUACUUCCGCUCAAAAUUCGGCGAGUGGGGAAAGGAGAGAGGCGGUAGAAAGUAAACAGGGAAAAUGGAGGAAGAGGGGGAGAGCUAGAACUAGGACUGUAUCUGGGACUGGGGUUGAAACUGAAACUGGGGCCAAAGCUGAGGCUCACGCUGCGGUUAAGGCUGAAGACUAUCUUCAGCUGGAAGUAAAGCUGGAUAGCGGCUGCGAUUUCGUGAAAAGAAUUUGGCCGUUGGCAAGCAUCCGCUUCCCUGUCUUAGCUUCCAAUCCUAUUUUUGUCAAGAACCAGGAUGUAACCCGGGCUCUUAAAACUUCUACUCGCUUGACCAUACUUAAAACUAGACUUGAAACUAAAUACUUGUUUUAGAUUUGACGUCAAACGAAAAUACAGUAUUAUUCAUCAUACCACUACAGAUCAGCGAAACUGUGGGUGCAGUUUUGGUAAGAUACUUAAAUAUGUAUAUCAAUGUACUAUCUAACCUCCAAAACUUUUGUAUGACAAACGCAAAAAAAUUUUUAAAUCGUGAUGACAUACGUGAUAUUUUAGGGUUAUUUCAUUCUUCGUAGAACAUUGCUGUCGACUUUUAAAAAGCACGAUUUGCUGGGCUUUCAAAGCAGUUUCAAGUACGUUCAACUUUAUUUAUCUUGUUAUUGUAGCAAGCUAGAGCUGAGGGUAGGGAUGUGGGCUAGGACUAGAACUUUGUAAAGCAAAUGUUACUUUCAGCUACAACAGAACAUUUGGAUAA